This is a messenger RNA of Brenthis ino (lesser marbled fritillary), 270 nucleotides long. Lineage: Eukaryota; Metazoa; Arthropoda; Insecta; Lepidoptera; Nymphalidae. The record is from the annotation of a GenBank genome assembly.
AUGGUGCGGUGGUCCGGUGGUGUGGAGGCGAGGGCCGCGCGUGUGUCGCGGGAUCACAUCAGGUGGCGGACGCGCGUGGCCGAGGAAGCAUGGCGAGUGGCGAGAGGCGCCUGCAACGCGGCGAUGCACCGCGGUGCCAAGCCGACCCAACCUCAAGAAAGAAAGCUUGAAAAUGCAACCCGGACGUAUGCAUUUCAGCAUUGCCUUGGUCAACUGAUACUUGUGGCGAUACAAUAUGCACUGAUGACGCAGUUCCUCGUCGAAGCCCUU